UGUAACUGUUUAAAAUUUGGAAAGAUGUUCGUGGUAAUUUCCAGUCACCGAAUUUUCCUGAGCACAGUAGGGCCAAGAGUUCUCCCAGUGCUACCAAGGCUGAAUAAAAGAAGGACGUGCAGUUCUGACUUGACCAGGCGGCACCUUCGAUAUUUAAAUGUAAAAGUUGGAGACCGGGCUGAACUCACUAAGGCUUUUACCCAGAAGGACGUUAUUACGUUUUCAGAAUUAACAGGGGACGUCAACCCCUUGCACUUAAACGAAGACUUUGCAAAGCAGACAGAGUUUGAAAGGACCAUCGUUCAUGGAGUUUUGAUCAAUGGACUGAUUUCUGCGCUUCUGGGUACCAAAAUGCCUGGUCCAGGCUGUGUGUUUAUUUCUCAGGAGAUUAACUUCCCAGCCCCUUUGUAUGUUGGAGAAUUGGUCUUAGCGACUGCUGAAGUGAAAAAGCUGAAGAUGCGUGUUGCUUUUAUUGAAGUAUCAUGUCGUGUAAUAGAAAGAAGAAAAACUGUGAUGGAGGGCCUGGUUAAAGUUAUGGUCCCAGCUGUCCCUAGUUCUUGAACGAUAUUGUAAAGCUACAGAAUCAGAAAUGUAUUGAUGUGCAAAUUAAAGUACAACUAGAGAAAAUAA
Messenger RNA from Trichosurus vulpecula (common brushtail), 630 nucleotides. It is a transcript of the gene HTD2, whose product is annotated as hydroxyacyl-thioester dehydratase type 2. NCBI's taxonomy places the organism in Eukaryota, Metazoa, Chordata, Mammalia, Diprotodontia, Phalangeridae. The transcript has a single exon. The record is from RefSeq and is a predicted model, not a curated record. The coding region runs from base 25 to 561 and encodes 178 amino acids.